Trypanosoma conorhini is the source of this 1008-nucleotide messenger RNA. RefSeq lists its product as uncharacterized. Bases 1 to 1008 code for a protein of 335 amino acids. NCBI's taxonomy places the organism in Eukaryota, Euglenozoa, Kinetoplastea, Trypanosomatida, Trypanosomatidae. The transcript has a single exon. The record is from RefSeq and is a predicted model, not a curated record.
AUGACGGAUGCGGAUGACAAGCUGGCAGACUACUGGGCGUGGUGUGCGCAAAAUGGCGUCGUAAGCAAAAAGCUGUUGCUGCACAGGAGCGUGCAAGGACUCAUGCCGCAGUUCUCUCUUUGCCUUAAUGAACCCGUGCGUGCUGGCGCGGUUGUGGCGACCGUGCCGUACCUUGUGACGCUGAACGCACAAACGAUUAGGGGGGACAUGAAGCCCGCCGCGGUGCCCCCUGUCCGUGCGAUGUGUGCAUUUCUGGCACGGCGUCGUCGGAUGGAUGUUGUUACCGCGCGGGCCCUCUGGCUUGCCUGCUGUUUGGCGUGCUACAGGCGGCUGCUUCUGCAGGGACACGCGUUAGGCAACGCACCUCUUUUUUCGCGCCGGCUAAUGCCAGAAUUACCGUCGCCCUUUACAUCGGCGCAUAUCCAAGCCUAUCCGGCCCUCGCCGCCGCCCUACCGGAGGGCGUGAAUGACGGUGCCGCGGAGGAGUCGUUCCUCUCACCGCUGCGGAGACAAGUAGAGGGGCAGCUGCGUGCCACGCAUGCCGCGCUGCGCUUCUAUCAGCGGCGACGAUCACCGCAUCUGUCGCAGCAGCUUGUGCCCAGCUUUGAUGAGCUGCGCAUGGCGUACCGCACGGUGCUUCAUCGCAGUCUCUUGUUGCCUGUGGACUGCGUCCCGUCGUCGCCGGGUGACUUGGCGGACUUGUUCAGUGAGCGCCCCGACCUCGAUCUCUUGCCGACGCUUGUGCCACUUGUCGAUGUUAUUCGAAGCUCCGCCGCAGCACGGGGGUCGACGGAGGCCGCGGGCAGAGACGCGUGCGGGGGGCGGGAUGACGGCACUGCGGCGAAUUGUGCGCUGCACACCUGCACACACGCCGACUUUCUCUCCUCCGGGAGUCGGCGGCGUGUCGUUUUUGAAACCGAGCCCCUUUCCAGCCGGUGCGUGGUGGUGUGCGCCACACGAGACCUGAAAGAGGGGGAGGAGCUCCUGCUGGACUACGGCUCUGCGUGA